Iphiclides podalirius (scarce swallowtail) is the source of this 201-nucleotide messenger RNA. The record is from the annotation of a GenBank genome assembly. Lineage: Eukaryota; Metazoa; Arthropoda; Insecta; Lepidoptera; Papilionidae.
AUGUUUGGGAAAAACCAAAAACUGUUUCAAGAUAACAUGUUUGGUACUGAGUAUUGCUGUUUUCCUGGUCAAAGCGAUUUCAAAGAAGACAUAUCUAUUCCAAUGGAGGCUGAUCUGAAUAAUGCUACCCCAUCACAUACGGCCUACCCAAAGCCGUCAGUAAAUUUUCACAAGGACGAACUGCAAUUUCGUCCACGAAAA